This is a messenger RNA of Haliotis rufescens (red abalone), 5019 nucleotides long. RefSeq names its product tumor necrosis factor alpha-induced protein 8-like. The transcript is spliced from 3 exons. NCBI's taxonomy places the organism in Eukaryota, Metazoa, Mollusca, Gastropoda, Lepetellida, Haliotidae. The record is from RefSeq and is a predicted model, not a curated record. Gene Ontology annotation, biological process: regulation of apoptotic process. Gene Ontology annotation, cellular component: cytoplasm. The coding region runs from base 282 to 854 and encodes 190 amino acids.
ACGUCACCUCCUGCUAACUUCGAACUGCGGAAACUUAGCAAAGAGUUUAUGCGAGUUGGUGACACAACAACGUCUGAAGUUUAUUUAACUUUCCUAAAGAUUUCGGAUUAUACAUGACAAAAGAAGUGCUUGCAGCAGCAGCUACCCCAGCAUUUCGACCCAGCAGCUGCCACAGGGGCACAAGACCCCAGCCAACCCAGACAUCCAGCACACUACACAUGAUAGCUCAGUACCCUGUGGUGCUGCAGACACACUGACGGUAUACACAGAGGCCACACAACAUGGCAGAGCCAGGGGCAGGGUUUGACUCCCGUGGCAUGGGACUGCGGGUACAGAAGAACCUCCUAGGCAAGAUGUCCAGUAAGUCCAUUGCCAAGGUGUUCAUUGACGACACAACAGGGAGGGUGCUGGACAACACUCACAGGAUUGUCAGAGAUUACGCCAGCACAAAGAAAGAGGCGGAGAAAAUAAUGAAGUACAUAAUUAAAACAGUCGUCAAAGUGGGGAUUUUGUUUCGUAAUGAUCAGUUCAACGCAGAAGACCUGAAAGUUGUUGAAAGCUUCAAAACCAAGUUUCAUUCGCUGGCGAUGACAGUUAUCAGUUUCCAUGAAGUUGAUUUCACCUUUGAUGUGAGUUAUCUGUGCAAGACACUUGAGGAAUGCAAAGCAUUGCUCCAAAAGCUCAUAGCUCGGCAUCUCACUGACAAGUCCAAGACUCGAGUGGACAUUGUGUUUAACUUCUUUGCUCAGCCUGAUCUAUUAAAUGCUGUUUUCCAGUCGGAGAGUAAAUACACGGAAACGUUUGAUGCUAUAGUUAAAGACAUGCACAAGAUGAUGGAUGAUGGCAACCUAUAGGUGAAUCGUGCACAAGAUGAACUGUAGAUGCAAUAGGGGUGCAAGGAUACCGCUCCACGUGGUCGGCCUUCUCUCAGGGACUGGGCACUUAGUUAGGUUGGUAGGCAGGGAGUCUUUGUCUUCAAAUGUACUAAGAAAAUAGUCCUUCCUUAAAUUUUUGGCAUUUCUUUGGGGCAACACUUCCAACUUCUUUCAACCCUCCCCUUGACCCUCUCAGGUGUAGUAGUAACCAUCCAGUUAUUGUUUCCAUGCUUACAAUCAAUAUACGACCAACCAGUCUCUCAGUUUUCCAAGCCUAGCAAGGUACACUUUGUUUCCCCCUAUCAUUACUCUGUAGUUCUUGACUGGACACUUCAAUGUUGUGCUGUACACGGUUUGGCAGUAUCCUUGUAUCCCUUGGUAUAGCAAGCUAUUUUAUAGUUGUUGUCUUGAAGUAUUGUACAAACUAAUUUGUACAUUUGUAUGCUUCAUUUUGAUUCUUGUCAGAACAGCAGCUUUGUUUCACAUGGAAGAUUGCUUAUUUUACCAUUGUGUUCAGCAAAGACUUGUCAAAAUGUUUGUGCCUUAUAUUGAAUGAAAUAAGAAAUUAUGAGAACCAAGUGACGAGAACCUUGGAUGUGAACAGCUGAUCAUCAUAUGGAGUGAUUGAUAAGGCUAAUACACCUGUAAUUUGUUCUAAUGUGGUUCUAACUCAUCCAAUGCCCAUAUGUCACAACUGAUCAGGUUAUUCAUUUAAAAAGAUUGGGACCAUAUUUAUUUUUGGCUGGUAUUUUUCCAUGAAAUUAAGUUCAUGCAACAUAACAUUUUCACUGGUUUUAUUUAGAAUGUUUAUCAAGAAUGACGACAAUGUGAAUGACUAAUUCUUCAUUCGCCUGGAUGGGAUAUGCAAAUUGAAUCAUCACUGUUAGUGUCUUGUUCCAAAUACACACACCAGGCACAUUGAUUACUGGAGUAUAUCAGAACAGUAGAAUACAAGUCUGCUUUCCAGCAGUGUAGUCGUUGCCGUGUGUAGCAGCCGAUGUACAUGCUUAUCAUAUAUACCUUGAACUACAUCCUGAUCACAUGCCUUCCCUAGUCACACAAUAGGUGGCUGUGUUGUAAGGAUGGUACUCCAGUAACUAGCGUGGAAAUCUGGGGUGGGCAGGCAGCCCCAGGUUAUGUUGUUCACUUUGAGGCUUGUUUUUGUCUGAUCUUUUGUUGUCAUGCAGUGUGUUUAUUUGUUCCAUGUGACUGAGAACCAGGAAUAGUAUUUCUACAUCAGUUUCAGCAGGAGUAGGAGGAUGGGGCCAGUCCUGGACCUGUUAGUAAGGCUGGUACAUCUCUUGUUUUCCAACUCUAAGUCAAAGGGGCUGUUGUUUAGGUUAUGUACCCUGGCCAAAUCAGGAUUCAGGUGUUUGUAUGCUCAGCUGGCCACUACAUAGCCCUUGAGCCACAAGACUAGUCCAUUCAUCAGUGCAUGACACUGACUCCUCUGUGGAUGGCAUCAACCAUGGUUGUGCAGGUUGAGGAAUCAUGUACUGAUACAAUUGUGUAUCAACACCACUGGUACCACAUUUUAACAGCAGUCUAUUUCUGCAGCAUGCAAGACUUCACAUGUGAAACCCAAACCAGUUUCGUGCACUGUUUAAUAAUUUCGCCCAUCUGCUUUAGUGUGUGGUGCAGUGUUCAGCUACAGUACAUUCUGUAGUACACAAUGCGACACUGACACCAACCCCUUCAGUGCCACAACUUUCAGUUUACUUGAGGUUUAUUCAAAGAUUGACAUCUAUGCAACUCAUAUCAUUCAUUUUCAUAAGUACGCAGGGCAGCAUUAACUCUUUAUAUCACAUGGGUAGGAUAUUAGGAAUAUGUGCCAGUCAGUGUGAAAGACCGAAAGCACUUGUCACAAAGAAAGCAGGUAUGUUUGUACAAAUUAACACCAAUGUGCCAAUACUUCAUCACUGUAAUGAUGAUUUGUACAUUCUAUCCAAAUACAUUUGAAAAGUUCUGGUUGAUUAUGAACAAAUCUUACAGUCCUGCACAAAAGCUGCUUGUACAACUGCUUGCCAUGUUGUUUCCAGGCAGAAGUGAUGAAAACACUGGGCACCAGUCCACUAUAAGUGAUCAUCGCAUUGUGACCAAGUCAGUGUUCAACAUCUUCAUGGUUAUUAAGAUAGCGUUGUGGGACAGGGCCCUGAUGUGGUUGGAGACAUGUGACAAGGGUACGUUCCAUAUGAAGGUCUCAAUAUGGCACUCGGUGUAGAAUGCUCACAUGUACUCCCUUGUUGUCCUCACAGUUGUCCGUAUUGUAGAGGACAGCUGGCAUGUUCCUGUCUACCCAGCUGGCAUGUUCCUGUCUACCCAGCUGGCUCUCAAGACAGGGCUAUCAUAUCUGAUGCAGUUAGCUUCACAGGGAGUGAAUUAUCUUGGUAAUAACUUGAGAAGUUAUUGGAAAGAUGGAAGUAAUGUGAUAAGUAGCAAAUGAUAUGCAGGUUGAAUAUGAUGUAUUAAGAUGAAACCAUAUCAGAAUAGCAAUAUUGAAAACAGGAUUAGAUGUAUUUUAGUGCUGCAUUUUGAAGAUACGAUGAUGAGCACUGGACAGCAUGGAUCAUACUUUGCAUGCAACCUAUUUAUAGUAACAUGAAUUUACUGGUAGUUAAAGCUUAUUCAUUAUGUAUUCUACUUAUUCUUUCUCUUAACAUUUUUGUUUCAUAACAUUACUAUUUAAAUCCUUAUGUUGACUAACAUGCAUGUAUUUGUAAGUAUGCAUCUUUUGUGUAAGGUAUGUUUACAAGAAAUGUUUGUUGAUAUGAUACAUGUAUUGCAAAGUGUUCACAGAAAGAUAAUCUUGCUAGCCACGUGUACAAAUUUCAAAAUGGCACAGAUGCAGGUUCAGGGUACUAAAACAUUUUAGAAUUCUGCCAAUUUUGUAUUUCUUGCAAGUUUCGUUAUUAUUAGUGGUAUAGGUAACUUACAGUGUUUAUUUAGUGCUAAUUAGACUAAACAACAGAGUUGGGAGUAUUGAUGCUUCUGUUUGUCCUUGCAGGCAAAUAGAGAAAUAUCUUAUAUUGAAUCCUGCUGUUUUGAGACACAUGUAUAUUUGUCAUAUUUUGUGAUGUAAUCCUACAUGGUGUGUACUUUCCAAUGUUUGAAUUUAUACUGCACUCUCUCUCUCCUCUCCUCACCCAAAGUGCUCACAGUUAGUGUGUAUGACACCUGUAUGGUAUUCACCAUAGUGUUAGUUAAAGGGAUGUCUGUAAAAAAUGUGGUUUCGUAUAUAGAGGUUUCCCUUGUCAGUCAGUGUAGUGGCAUUGUUCAACAGGAGUAGAAAAACUACUGCAGUUCAGUAGCAGGGUGAUUUGUCAGGUUUAUUUUCAAACACCCAUGUAAGCUGAAUCUAAUAGUGUGUUAGAUGAGUUCAUUUCAGGAACAGUUUGCUUCAAGAUGCAGUAUGUGAGAGUUGUCCAUCAGUGUUGGGUAAUGGCCUCGAGUGUUGGCAUGAACAAUGGUCAGACCUACACUUGUCCCUGUAGGUGUGUGCUUUGUGGAUGUAAAGACCUAUAAGACUCAGAUGUUUGGUAAAAAUGAGUGUGCUACUUCGGGUUUUGACUGCUUUCUGUACAAAUAAAUACUACCUACUUCCAGUCGCCAUGAUCUUGAAUUCUGAAACCAUAGUCUCUGCAUUGACCACAUAUAAUGUCAACUCUGUACUUAAAUUUAGACAUCGCAAAUUAGGAUAUACUUUCGAACUAAUCUUGCAUGUUGUUGCAUCAAAGGUUGAACAAGAAGCUUUGUGAUAAACAUAUGAUAUAUUCCACAAUAUCAUUGCAUCUUAUUUCAAAAUUGUAAAUAAGCAAUGAUACAUAUGACAGAAACCAGUGUGCUUGCUGCAAUCAUGACUGUCGCUUUUUGCUUGUCAGAUUGUCCUGUUUUUAUACAUAACCCCAGCAUCUAGCAUAUGUUGUGCUGAAGAUCAAAAUGUGCUGAUGAAUUUAAAUACAACAAAGUGUAUAUUUCCAAGUGCUCACUGAUAUUCCUGUUACUCAUGUGUUAGCUGUGUCUAGUUGUGUCUGCUGUAGGUAGAGAUCUCCAAGGUCUGCCCCUUCAUGGUGGUCAUGUUCUCUGGUUGAUCUACACAGGACCAACUGUAUAUACAAUUGUACAAAAUAAAGCUUUCUAAAUAUUA